UCUUGGCGAGCUGGGCCGGCCUCCACCGGCAGUCAUUUCCGGAGCAGGAGCCUGGGCUGAACCGGCCAACCAGCGCGCCUGCCUGGCUAAGGAGGCGCAAACAGGAUGGCGGCGGCGGCGGCCCCGGCUGCAGGGGCCGCCGAGAAGGAGGCGAACCAGGAGAGCAGCCUGGGCGCUUAUUCGCCCGUGGAUUAUAUGAGCAUCACCAGCUUCCCCCGCUUGCCCGAAGAGGAGGCGGGCAGCGUCAUCGCCCCCGAGAGCUGCCUGCGCUCCAGGAAAGAGGAGGAUGCCUUCCUGGCAGAGCAGGACACCGACCCAGAUUCGUUCCUUAAAUCAGCUCGCCUCCAGCGCCUGCCUUCUUCUUCAUCGGAAAUGGGCAGCCAGGAUGUCUCACCACUUCGGGAGACCAGCAAGGACCCCUUCUCUGGGGACUGCAGCUGUCGUCAGGAUGGUCUGACUGUGAUCAUCACUGCCUGCCUAACAUUUGCUACAGGAGUCACGGUGGCCUUAAUCAUGCAAAUCUACUUUGGGGAUCCCCAGAUAUUCCACCAAGGUGCUGUAGUCACUGAUGCUGCUCGCUGCACCGCCCUAGGGAUUGAGGUACUGAACAAGCAAGGAUCCUCAGUGGAUGCAGCCAUUGCCUCAGCCUUAUGCUCAGGAAUUAUCAACCCUCACACAGCUGGCAUUGGCGGUGGAGGGGUAAUGCUGGUUCAUGACAUCAGGAAGAAUGAAAGCCAGGUUGUGGAUUUCCGAGAAACCGCCCCCUUCAACAUCCAAGAAGAGGGUCUUAGCAAGUUUUGGGAAACAAAGCCGGGUCUCUUAGUGGGUGUUCCAGGAAUGAUCAAAGGACUCUAUGAAGCACACCAGUCUUAUGGGAGGCUGCCAUGGAGACAGUUGUUGGGCCUUGUUGCAGAUAUUGCUCAAGAUGGAUUCAAUGUCACAUAUGAUUUAGCAAUGGCUAUCAAAGAAAUGAAGGAACACUACAAUCAUUCAGAAAAAAUUAGAGAAAUUUUCUUUCCUGAUGGGCAACCUUUGUUGCCAGGAAUGUUUGUGAGAAGACCAGAUUUGGCAGCUCUUUUAGACUUGAUUGGAUCAAGAGGAGUGUCCGCUUUUUAUAGUGGAAAUGUGACACAAGAAAUUAUUUCAGAGGUCCUGAAAUCUGGAGGUACUUUGUCUGAAGAGGACUUUAGCAACUACACUGUGUUGGUUGAAAAUCCAGUUCAUACAAUAUACCAAGGACAUCUUGUUCUGAGUCCACCACCUCCACAUACAGGCCCUGCUUUGAUCACAGCCCUAAACAUCCUUGAGGAGUUUAAUAUUACCAGUCAAGUAGGCAGAGAAAUUAUUCUGCAUUGGAUAACAGAGACCUUAAAGGUUGUGUUGGCAUUAGCUGGCAGUCUGGGAGAUCCUUUCUAUGAUGCAUCCAUUUCUGACAGUGUGGAAGAUAUGAUGAGUAAAUCUAAAGCCAAUUUCCUGCAUCAGCAGAUUGAUUCCCAGGCUCCCUCUGAUCUUCACAUCCCACAUUUCUCUAUUGAAAGUGGCCCUUCGGCCAGCCAAGUCCUUGUCAUGGGACCUGAUGAUUACAUUGUUGCUGUUGUAAGUUCCUUGAAUCGGCCAUUUGGAAGUGGAAUAAUGACUUCUUCAGGAAUCCUUCUAAACAGUCAGAUGUUGGAUUUUUCUUGGAUGAAUGAAACAGAGGACCAUUCCUCUUCCAGCUUGAGGAAUUUUAUUCAACCUGGGAAGCGGCCUUUGUCUUUCUUACUACCCACUAUUGUUCGACCUUCGGAAGGGAUGUGUGGAACUUACCUGUGCCUGGGAGCCAGUGGUGGAGAUAAAGCUUUAAGCAGCAUUAUGCAGAUUUUAAUAAAUGUUUUGGCAUAUAACAAAAAUCUAAGUGAGAGUCUAUCACUUGGACGGCUUCACCCUCAGCUACAAUCAAAUAUUCUAGAAGUUGACAGUGAGUUUCCAGAAGAAGAUAUCAGCUAUUUUACAGCCAGAGGUGAACAUGUAAAGAAAGUUGAGGUCCUCUCUAUAGUUCAUGGAGCCAGAAGAACAAACAAUUUCAUAAUUGGUGUGAAAGACCCAAGAAGUGUGGAUGCAGCAGGAGCAACAAUAUUAUAGCAACUCUCAGAUAAAUUUGUUCCUCCAAAAAAAAGAAAGGCUUUCCCCCCCCAAAAUACAUUAUGCAUGUUUCCAAACAGUUCCUUUAUCAUUCCCCAUAAUGUGGAACAAGUGGUGUUUCUAUGGGUUUUCACAUUGCUAAAUAGCCCCCUCUGCAAUUCUGUACUAAAACAAUGAAGCCUGAUCAAGAUACAGCACAGCAAUUAGAAUUUUUGUUCAUUAUGAUCUUGAGUUAUAAAAAUCUCAGGCAUUAUUAUAAUAGAAGCACAGGGAAUAAGUUUAAUUUUGAUAGCUAGUCCAACUAUUUGAUGCACCACAGUGAAAUAAUUCUAAAUUGAGCACAAGAAACAAACAACUGAUACUGAAAAUGUACCAUUUUGACAGUGUUAGUGGAAGAUUCACUGUUCAAGGAAUAUGUCUAUUUUCACCCAGGUUCUUAAUUAAAAAAAAAACCCAACAAUCAAAUACAGUUCCAUGAGUUUGAAUUUGCAUGGGAAAUACGUACAUAUAUCUAGGGAAGAAGCCUAUCAGCUGAUAUUGAUAGCAAUUAAUAAAUUUCCUCAUCUUCAAUCUCUGGAACAGUUUUGCAGUUUGUAAGAAUGUUUUCUUGAUGGUUUUCCUUACAUGGAUAAACACAUACUGAAAUAAAGAUGUGUGCGCUUUUUUUUCUUUUAAGGUAGAUUGUUUUCCUAACUUCUGAGAGUAAAAUCAGGCAGCU
This is a messenger RNA of Thamnophis elegans (Western terrestrial garter snake), 2839 nucleotides long. RefSeq names its product gamma-glutamyltransferase 7 (gene GGT7). Gene Ontology annotation, molecular function: glutathione gamma-glutamate hydrolase. Gene Ontology annotation, cellular component: plasma membrane. The record is from RefSeq and is a predicted model, not a curated record. Bases 106 to 2121 code for a protein of 671 amino acids. Gene Ontology annotation, biological process: glutathione catabolic process. The transcript is spliced from 15 exons. NCBI's taxonomy places the organism in Eukaryota, Metazoa, Chordata, Lepidosauria, Squamata, Natricidae.